AUGUUUGUUGUUGGAUCAGUGGAUCAAUUAGGAAGAUGGUUACCACAGAAUGCCAUUGAAAUGUCUAUUGAUAAGGAUGAUCCAUUUUUAUGGAUAACUAAAAUUGAACUUGAUAAAGAUCAAUUAAAUGAAAAGAUACGUUUUAGAUAUUUUACUGGUUAUUAUUUGUUAUCAGAAUGUAAUAGUAAUGGUAGAAUUGUUAUAGUUAGUUUAUGGGAAAGUCAUAUUAGACCAAGAAGAUUUAGUUUAAAAUUAGAUGAAAUUAAUGGUAUAAUUAAUGUUAAUGGUACUCAUGAAUUUGGUGUUCAUGAAGGAAAAUUACUAAUAAACCAUGGUUGGUUAGUUAAUAAAGAACAAUCUGAGAUAUAUCUACGUCUCCAUGGGGAAGCUUUAAAAUUUUUUAAAGUACAUCAUAAAAAUAAAUCUUAUUAUAUAAAAGUUACGCCUUUUGACUUAAGAUAUAAGGAAGAAUACAGUUAUAUGUCAUCAGAUAAAUUAAUCCCUUAUUGGAGGCAAAGUUCUUUUUACGUUAAAAUUACAGAUUCGAUAGAUGAAGAAAGUGUUUUACAAGAUAAUGAUAAAGAAAUAUUACCACAAUUUCCAACUUUUUCAAAUACAGAUGUAGCAAUUAUAUCAAGUGAUUCACCAGAAUAUAAUGAUCAACCAGUAAGUGGUUUACUUUUUAAUAAUAGGGAUGAUUAUUUUGUCUUUCGUACCACAACAUCCUCCGUUGAUAAUUUAGCUUUUCGCUUUGAUUUUUUUAUAAAAGCAGAUAAUAUAGUAAAUGCAAUUCAAAAAAAUCCUACACAUCCAGGAUAUCAUCGUUUAGCAACUGCCAUUUGUAUGCCUUCAAGUAUAAUUGGAACAAUUGGUGAUGUAAUAGUUCCAAUAUUAGCUCCUAAUCAAAUUCCAAUAGGUCAAAUAACAAUUGAUUAUCUUCUUAUUAAUCCAAUAAAUAAUACAGAUCAAUAUCAGUCAAUGGAAUUUACAUAUGCAAGAUAUUGGAAAAAAAGAAAAACUGUUGAAAUUGGUCAUAGGGGAAUGGGAAAUUCAUAUACAAAGAAGGCUGUAGCAAGAGAAAAUACUGUAUUUUCACUUGAAAAAGCAUAUAAAAAUGGUGCUGAUUUUGUAGAGUUUGAUGUACAGUUAACAAAAGAUAAAAUUCCUAUUGUUUAUCAUGAUUUUCAUGUUAAAGUACAUGUUUCUAAAAAAAAAUGUGAUUAUUUAAAUGCUGAAUCAUUAACAAGAAACUCAUCUUCAUCAUCAAUAAAUUCUUUAAGUGGAUUAAUGAAAAAAGAUGAUGAUAGUAGUGAAAUUGAUUAUCAUGUAUUAGCUAUUAAAGAUUUAAAGUUAAAACAAUUAAGACUUUUACAUGUAGAACAUAAAGAAUCAACAGCAGAUGGUUCAACACAAGUUGUUGAGAUGUGUGAUGAAGAUGAAGAUAAACGCCCAUUUCCAACAUUAAUUGAUACAUUAGAAAAAGUUAAUACAGAUGUGGGAUUUAAUAUUGAAAUAAAAUAUCCUUUAUUAUUAAAAGAUGGUACUCAUGAGUGUAAAUAUUAUUUUGAAAGAAAUGAAUUUAUUGAUAUUAUUUUACAAGAUAUUUUUGAUUAUGCCAAAGAAAGAAGAAUUGUUUUUUCAUCUUUUGAUCCUGAUAUGUGUACAAUAAUAUCACAAAAACAAAAUAAAUAUCCUGUAUUAUUUUUAUGUGUUGGUGAGACAACAAGAUAUACACCUUUUGUAGAUAUAAGAUCAACUACCUCUGAUAAUGGUGUUAAUUUUGCCUAUAGUUCAAAAAUUCUUGGUGUAAAUUUUCAUAGUGAAGAUUUAUUACGAAAUCCAGAACCAAAAUAUAGGGGUGAUAAUUUUGGAUUAGUAUCUUUUGUAUGGGGUGAUGAUCUUAAUAACAAAGAAAAUGUUGAUUAUUUUAAGAAUGUUUUAAAUGUUGAUGGUGUUAUCUAUGAUAGAAUUGGAGAAAAUGAACCUAGGCAAAAUGUAUUUCUUGUUGCUAAAGAAGCCAGAAAAGCUUUAUUAUCAAGGAGUGGAACACCAUGUGUAUCGAAAAGGCAUUCAUUAAAUACAGUUACAAAUAAUGAAGAACCACCAGAAAUUGAGGAUGUUAUCAAAUCAAUGGAAAUUAUGAUGAGACGGCAAAGUCAAAAAGAAAGAUAG
This is a messenger RNA of Strongyloides ratti, 2172 nucleotides long. Its product is annotated as Glycerophosphocholine phosphodiesterase GPCPD1. The transcript is spliced from 4 exons. The record is from RefSeq and is a predicted model, not a curated record. Gene Ontology annotation, molecular function: starch binding; glycerophosphocholine phosphodiesterase activity. Gene Ontology annotation, biological process: glycerophospholipid catabolic process. Bases 1 to 2172 code for a protein of 723 amino acids. NCBI's taxonomy places the organism in Eukaryota, Metazoa, Nematoda, Chromadorea, Rhabditida, Strongyloididae.